Molecule: messenger RNA, 7218 nt
Organism: Porites evermanni
Lineage: Eukaryota; Metazoa; Cnidaria; Anthozoa; Scleractinia; Poritidae
Source: the annotation of a GenBank genome assembly
AUGAAAACCGUAAACUCUUCAAAAUCUCAACGAGUCCUUGAGUUUGUUCCGUCAAUUAGACCAUCGUUCCUUUCGUUGGUAUUAGUUUUAGUUUGCGGAUGUCUCUGGGUGAAAAAUGAAGGAACAAACGAACGACUGGUUUCACUGGAAUCUCGUAUUUACUGUGUUCCUUGCACUAAGCGUGGCACGAUUGAUAAUCUUGACAGGAUGAUUUUCUCACCGACAAAAGAUAUCGCAAUGGACCUUUCCAAGGAGAUGCAGACACAAGUUUCAGAUGAUGGGAACGGCUAUACCUCAGGUAAAAUUUAUUCUUACUCUUGUUACUUGGAUGGCCUUAUGUACUUUGAGGAUGUUUAGACGGCUUGCUUCUAUCCUCCCUCGGUUAAGACAUAAACUUUCAUGACGUGAGUUCGCGUUAACAACAUGAGAUCUUUUGCAAUUCCAAAAUAGUAUCAGAUUUUAACUUAGACUGUAUGAAACUGUUUUGUAAUGCUCCCUAGAUGUCAGUAAUUAUGCCACUGCCACUGAUAAAAAACCGAAGAGAUCUACAGCGUAAAUGAAGUUGAAUUUAUAAAUAAUGUGUCUACAAGAGCAGAGCAAGAUUCCUUCACGCGCCAGAUAGUCGAUAUCAUUACGAGGGGGACACUGGGUGUACCCAAUACCGCUAUACCGUAACAAAAAUUGGCAAAUACCGAAAUACCGUGUUGAAAAUCGACGAAAUACCGAUACUGCAAUUAUGAUCGUUCACGCUUAAUUAAAGUUGUAACAAUCUCAUGUUCUGUUUAUCGUAAGCAUGUAUGCACCAUCAAUCAACCUCAGCCAUUGCGCAAAAACGUGAGAAGACCUCAAAUUGAUCGGUACAACCAUCUAAAAAGCUCGGUCAUUAGAUGAUUUUGGAUUCCCUACCAGUUUUUUCUUUUUUUAAUAUUGACCUGCUUUAGACAGAAGAGCGAAAAUGAACAGUACCGCAAUACCAUGAAGGAUCUUCUUUUACCGAAUACCAUUACCCAAAAGGAUGAAAAGCCGCAUACCGCAGGGCUAGUUGAUACCGCAAUUUACCGCACAUUGAAAUCAAAAUCACCGAAAUACCGCUUGAAAAAAAGCUCAAUACCGCAAUACAGUAAACCCCCAUGUCCCCCUCCAUUACUAUACAGCUUUUCAACAAGAUUGUCUUUUUAGGAUUUUUAGCUAGACGACAUUAGAUGAGGUUCCUUAAACAUUUCUUUAAGUGGGGGCUGCAUGUGCUUCUGGUUUGAGGUUACUUGAGGUCUCGGAAUUGAAAGGGUAUUGCGUGACCAAUUUCAAGUAAUAAUGACCCAAUUCUUGGCAAUUCAUUUUUAGAUUUAUCUGUUUGCUUUAGAUUGAACUAUUUUCGUUUAGCUCUUUCUGGAUAAAUUUUCGAAUAGUAUAGACAUUAUAGAUCAGUAUAGACAAAAGGCGUGUAUUAAGAGAUUAUUCAUGGAGAUAUUUCCGUUUCUUUCAAAGGAGUUCAGUCUAAUUUGAAAAAAUGUGGGCCGUAUCAUUCUUUCGUUCCUUCUCGGUCUUGCUCAUUUUUAACUCGUGGGUACGCGCGAGCGUACUGUCACGAGUUAUUGAAGGGACAGGGAUAUGUAAAUGAGUCACUCGCUCACUCGUAGUAGACGCACUUCGUAAUUAAUCGGGUCCGAACUCAAAAGCGCGAAGAUCUAUCGUUUCCAAAGAAGCACGCGCUCGCCGAAGUUCGGUGGCAUCAGAUUCGUCGCUGAGAGCGUGCAUCGUGCGCUACCGCACGGUUAGAUGACAGUUAAGACACGCAAGAAUCUUUCAGAUUAGUACGAUUCAAGAGCCUUUGACUCGCCCAGGCGUUACAUUUGACGAGAAGAUGAGCAUUUGCUCUUCGACUCCUUCAACUUCGACGCUGGCUUUAUCUCCUACCUUGUAGUAAUGUAGUAGGUUAUGUGUAUGAAUGAAUGUAUGGUAAAUAAAGGCACUUCUUCUUUUUCUUCUUAAGGACUCCCCAAGAUCACAUGGGGAAAUGAAUGUGAUUUUAAGCAUUAGCUUUAAAAUGACGGCGGAAAUCGAGAUAAGAAAACAUCAGCUUAUGUUUUGUGUCCUCCUUCGCGGAGGAGUUGUGUCGGCUUUGGAUCGCAUAUGUUGUUUCAUUGCUUUGAAUUGCCAUGAAAUGAGUUUACAUUGUUUUUUACUGUCAAUAGCCUGGUUUCAAUUAGCCUUAAUUUCAUCCGAUUGCUUGGAGUCUUUUUUUCAAUUGGUUGAGUAUGGCUCGAUCGUUUGCCGGCGGAAGUUCCAUGGAAAAGGUAUUAAACUUGAGACUUUUCACCUAAUUAUGUGAUCAUCCUCAAUGGCGUAGUGGCUACGUGAUGUCUGGUCAACCCGAAGGUACCGGGUUCCAAUUCUGCUAAGGACCUUCUUUUUUCCUUUUUUGUUUUGUUUUGUUUGCUUAUUUGUUUUGCUGUUUUUUUUUUUGUUUUUUUUUGUUUUUUUUGUUUUUAAAUAUAUACCUAAAUAACUGUUAACAAAGUGCAACAAACAGCAAGAAAAGUAUUGUGUUUGCAGAUGAAUUUCUAUCAUUUCCUAAAAUUUACUGUGAGAAAACCAGAGGUGAUAACUAAUUGAUUAUUUUCUAAACAACGUACCCACGAGCUGACGACAGUCUUUCUUUGAUUACAAUUUAUCAGUGGAUAAUUAACAGGUAUUAUCUAAUUUUACUUUACCGCAGUCAGCCCGUUGCCAAUAAAGGCAUCAGCAACCAUCCGGGUAAGAAAGCGAAGAAACGUUUUGAACGAUACUUCAACUGGCAUCACCAUACAAGAAGUGAGAAAAGAAAUCAGCAAACAGUUUGAACAACUUAUGCCCACCAAGUACUGUAAGUCAAGUGAGAAGGUAUGCCCUGCCGGUCCCCCCGGAUAUCCUGGUCCCAUUGGAGCGAGGGGACCACGUGGCAGGAGGGGACCAAAGGGAAAGAAAGGUCCUCAAGGUCCCAUGGGACCACCUGGAAAAUCCGGAAAAACAGGAAUAACUGGUCCUGCAGGACCGAGAGGAGAAAAGGGAGACAAAGGAGACCCUGGGCCAAAAGGCAUUCCGGGGCCACCUGGAAGGCCUGGGAAAUCGAUAUCUGCUCCACAAGUGAUUUUAUCACCGGCAGAGCAGACACGAGACGAGGGAGGAAAUACGGCAUUUUAUUGCACGGUCGCCGGAAAUCCUUCCCCAGUCGUGGAAUGGCAAUUUAAAGGCAGAAAACUUCAGCCAAGUGCAAAGUAUUUGAUUAAGGAAGGAGAAUUGAUCGUUAGAAAUCUGAAUUACAGCGAUGCUGGACCGUACACAUGUGCUACCAGAAACAUUCUUGGAUCGUCCGAGGCAACUGGUAACUUGUCUGUUCGAGGUGAGAGAGAAAUUUUUCAUUUUUUUAGUUUGUUAUGGCAGGCCGUUAAAUUCUGUUUGUCAUGUCAGUAUUGUUGGUUUUCAAAUGACGUCACUAAAAUUCAAACUAAAAAACUAUCGAUCCUACGGAGAUUUUACUUUCACGAUAAAUUAGAGCGGCUGAAAACUAAUUUUCGUACAAAUUUUCGCCUCAGAAGGGUUCUUGGUUUUGUGAUAGAGUAAGCUUGAAUUUCUAAGCUUUUGUGUGACGCGGCAUUUACAUGACGGCCAAGAGAGCUGUCAUGUUGGUUAAAAAAAUGACUUAUUUCAGGAAAUUUUGCUAUCUAAACAGUUCAUGUAUUAGAAAAAGUAUUACUUUAAUGUUUAUGAGUUUCUCGAAGAAUAAAUUCACGCUUUUGUAGCAAAACUCGGUAACAGAUGUUUCUUUUGGCUUCGGUCCGCCAUGUUGGAGCUCAUCCGGAUGAGCACGAGCAUGGCGUCUCCAUACAAAUCUCUAUAAGUUUGGGUAAAGCAUUUCUUCCGAUAUCUCGUAUACGAAAUAUUCCUCUGACCUGAAUCUUGGCGAGGGUCUUUGUAUAUGUACCUCCUUUCAUUCCCAAGAUUCUGGAGUUUAUCUAUUGAACGGUUUUGAUGUUUAUUUUGAUCUAUUUUGGAUGGCGUGACACUGAAAACCAGCAAUAUGUUACAUGUCCUCUCAAGGUAAGGUCGCGAGAAUUGAACACUACCUUUAAAAACAUCUAAGGAAUCCUGUAAGAUGUAAAGGCAUAGAGCACCAUCCUCAAUCAAUCAAUCAAUCAAUCAAUAACUUUAUUAACCUGUCAUCGCUUCUAGCGCAACACAAGUGGUGAACUAAUCGGGCACACUCCCCUUGUCUUCUUACCUUAGAGUUAAUUGAGCCACUCCUGGUGCCUCACUGAAGAAACACCGUAAAAUGCAAAGGUCGAUUCGUGACCCUUUCACACUUUUUGUAGCCAUGACUUCAAAUUCUAAAAAAAGACACUAACAGAGUGCUAACGAAUUAUUUAAAUUUGUUUCUUCUCUCGUUUCUUUUCUGUUAUACAGAUGCACAUCUUGUACAAAGUUUCCCGAAAAAGAAAAGAUUUUAUGUAUUGUCAUCUUUCUCAGUUGCAAUCCUUUAGACUAUAUGAGGGCUUCAUAGUAUAAACCAGAUAAUUGUUUUUCAGGUCUUCCAAUCUUCACAAAAGUUCUACCUUUACUUGCCACACCAGUACAAGGCACAACCUUUCAAGUAACCUGUCAAGCUGAAGGCCAUCCUCGUCCUGCACUAAACUGGAUUCGAGCGGUGCUACCUUUUCCUGCCGGCAGGACUGAAGUAAACAAGGGUACUUUAACCAUUAAGAACCUGAUACCGGCUGACAACGGUUUGUACGAAUGUGUGGCAACAAACAUCAUUGGAACGAAGAAGGCCAGGAUCAAUGUGGCAGUACAACGCAGCUCAGCUGCAGGUUUGUAUUAUGCGGCAAGGCAGGGGCGGAUCCAGGAUUUUUCUAAGGUGGGGUUGCACCACUUAGGAAUCGCGUAACUGACUGGUGACGUAAACCAGGAGCCUAUUACAAGGCUUUUUCGGUGCCAAACUACUUGAACACCAAUAAACCACAUUAUUUAUUAUUAUUAUUAUUAUUAUUAUUAUUAUUAUUAUUAUUAUUAUCAUUUUUGUUAUUUAUUUUUAGUUUUUGCAGAAUACUAGUUGUAUUAUAUGCGCACCCCCUGCUCCCUCCCCCUAGAUCCGCCCAUGCAAGGUCUGCACAGACAUAAAUGGAACAUUUAGUGAUAUGUAACAUAAUCCUUAAUGGAGACCAUGGUUACAGAGUAUAGAUACUGAAGGACCAUUUAGGUUCGUUUAUCCAGUUCAAGACAUUGUGUAUGCUAGGACAUUGUCACAACAUCACUCAGACUUCUUAAGUUAAAUUUGUAUAGGACUGACAGUGAUGGUUCCUCAUAUUAUUAUAAAAGAGUGUCAUUGUUAUAGGUUGACCUGUGAGUAGCAGGUUCUUAAAGGGAAAAGGAGAGGGGAGCCUUCCCUAGAGUUUAAAUUUGAAAUACUGAAAAUUUCCUAGCCAGAAAAUAAGGUGGCACUUGAUACCCAGUCUCUUGUCACUUGGAUGCUGUUACACCUGGCAAGGAAAUGAGCUGUUAAGGAAUUUUUAAAAAGUUCUAGUCAUAUUCUUGGCCAUAACAGCGUUCUUUUGCCAAAUAGAAAAAGUAGAUUUUUUCCUCCCAGGUUUGCACGACUCCGUUAUUGUGGGAAGUAACAAUAAUUACUUAACCUCGUUCAACAACUGGCUGGCACCUGUGACAAAAAGCGUCAAUUCUGUCUGGAAACGCUGUUGGUGUGCAUCCGUGGACGGCUGGGCUGCAAGUACAUUUCACUCCCAAUGUGACGGCAAGGGCCCGACUGUGACAAUAAUAAGGGUCGGGAGAUACAUUUUUGGAGGAUACACCAGUAAAUCUUGGGGUAAGUGCGCGUUAUAAGGGACGGUUACCUUACCUUUGCAGUUACUUGCAUGGAUAUGUUCGGCUAGAAGUGCAGCUUGAUAGCCUGGUACUGAGCAACGUGGAUUCAGUUUGACCUUGCAAGGUUAAAUAGCAGCCUAUAAAGUAUUCAGGUUAGCGGAUCUAGAUUCGGAGGCGCCCCCCCGCCCCUCAAAACCGAGGACCCCCCCCCUCCUAGACUUACAAGGAAUGAGCAAAUGUGGCAAAAAACAACAACAACAGAUCAUGAUUUUCCAGAUUUGCUCCAUACAAGUUACGAAAGGAAAUAUCUAAUUACUUGACGUUUCAUUUAUUAUUGUUUUAAUUUUUUUUUGUUCGAAUCUAGUUGCUUUGUAAUUGCAAAUCUUUGCUUUUAGACAGCUCCCAUUGACGGAAACCUUUGCUCCCGUAAGCGCACAGUCUCUUAGGUUUCAGGACCCCGAAUGUUAAUCUCCCGUUCAAAAAUUGGCUGCUUGUUGGAGGUUUUAUUGUAAGCAACAAAAUAAGACACUGCGUGAUAAACACAAAGUAUACACAUUCUCAUGGUUAUUUUAUCAAUAAUUUAUAAAGCACUUAGUAUCUGUAAAUUUUUUUUCCACUAAUUGUAUAUUACUAGGCGACCCAGUGAUUUACAUUUUUUCGUUUUAAUUGGAUGUGUUUGGAGUUAUUCUUGUCGAGGGUAUAGAUGUAAGCAGGGUAAUAUGAUUGAUCAUGAGUGGAUUUCAAUUCAGGUGGUAAUCGGCCGUGUAUUUCAAAUUGGCCGAACGCGUAUGUUUUGUUUAUUUAUAUUGUUAAUGCACGGAUAUAUGUUGAGAAAAGAACUAAAAAAAGGCCUGAGUUCCAGAUAGGAAUUAAACUCUCGACACACUUCAUGGGUUAUUAUUAUUUUUUUUUUGAUGUGUCUUGUAUUCAUUUUGCCUGCGUCGCAGACGCUCUAAUUUACCUUCUGUAUCAGAAAAAAUACUCCAAAUGGCACUUUUAUUCCAUCUCUAUUUUCUUGUAGGUUCUGGCUCUUGGUAUCGGUACGACUCAAACGCCUUUUUAUUCUCACUUGUAAACAAGCCAGGAUGGGCACCCGUCAAGCUGCCUCAGACAGAAGGGAAAUAUAGCUCCAGAAGGCAAUAUUCCAUAUACAAUAACCCAUCAUAUGGGCCUGUAUUCGGAGGAGGACAUGACAUUUACAUAUCAAACUACGCGUCAUCCAAUCGCAAUUCAUAUAGCGAGCUUGGCCAUACUUACAGCCUACCGAGCGGAUACAGCUACACAAGCACCUUCGCACGAACAUUCCUGGCAGGAACAUACCAGUUCACACCAGGGGAAAUAGAAACGUUUUACAAAACAACUUAA